CUAUCUAUCUAUCUUCUUCUCUUAAUUCAAUUUCAGUCUUCACACUCCAUUCCCAAGGCAAACCCUAAUUCUCAGAUUCAAUAACGAAUCAUCUUCGUGUUGCUUUUUUUUUUAAUUCCAGAUCUGUACCUUACCUUAUCUCCGAUGGAAUCGCUGGUUUUGAAGAAUGUUAAACCGGGGACUCCGGUUAAGGAUCGGAGCAAGUCUCACCUGGAGAACGCAAACCCUAACGUCUCUCACGCGGCGGCGAAGUCUCCGCUCGCGAAAUCAUCAGCAUCAUCGCCGCUCGUUAAAUCUGCUAAUCCGAAGCGAUCGGCGCAGAAGAAGAACCAGAGUCCGAAUCCGAAUCCGAAUGCUAAGCCUAGCCAGGCGGUUUUCUCUCCGAGGAAUCGGAUCAGGGAGAGGAGGUUCGUGGUUGUGGCGAAGAAGAAGAAUUCGAAGAAAGAGAAGAAGGAUCACCAAUCGCCUACGGAGGAGGAGGAGGAGUCUAGUGUUGCUGAGAUUGAUUGUAAAUGCGGAGAGAGGAAGAAGGGGAAUCUGAAGUGCGUUUGCGUUGCGUACGAGACGCUGCGUGCUUCUCAAGAGGAGUUUCUUCUCAAGAAACGAAGUGAGUCCGAGGAGGAGGUAAAGGAGGAAAGCUGUAAUCUCGGAGAAGGAGAAGAGUCGGUGGAGCCGGAGGUGAUAGGCGGUUUGAAGAGGACGAGGGGUAAAGUGGUGGAGGAGUCACGGCGUAGUGUGCCUGAAUCUGGUAAAGUGAUGAAUCUCGUAGAAGCAUUUGAGAAACUCACUUGCUUCAGUACCAACAAGGAAGAAGAGGAGAAAACCGUUGGGGAUGUGAAGCAGACGGUGAAGUUGGAACUGUGUGGAAUGAGACAUCAAUCUAAGUUCUCUGAGGGAGAGAAAGAGACAGGACACACAUGGAGUUCGUUUUGUCCAAAUGAAUUGGUCUUGACAGCUGAGAGUCUCGGGUUAGACCCCAAUGCCUCGGUCUCGUCGUCCUGGGACAGCAGCCACAAAAGUGUUAUGAGUGGGUUGUCAAAUGCUGGCAGGAGAAGCAGAAGAAAUUGUUUCUGUGUGUGGCAGAGCUUGGACUCAACGACUACAAUGGGAAGCAGAAAAUCGAAGAAGAAGCAGGUUAAGGUUACUUCAUUGAAGCCUUUCAAUCUUAGAACCGAGCAAAGAGGUAGGGUCAAAGAGGAAGAGUUUGCAAGGAAGCUCCAAGAAAUAACAAUGGUGGAAGAAAAGAUGAGAAUCCCCAUUGCUCAAGGUCUUCCAUGGACAACCGAUGAACCUGAGUGUCUGGUUAAGCCUCAUGUGAAAGAUAUUACAAUACCAGUUGACUUGACGCUCCACUCAGAUGUCCGGGCUGUAGAACGCGCAGAAUUUGAUCAGCAGAUUGCCGAGAGGAUGAGUUUCAUGGAGCAAUACAAAAUGGAAAGAGAGAGAGAACAGAAGCUGGCGGAGGAAGAAGAGAUAAGAAGGCUGAGGAAAGAAUUGGUUCCAAAGGCGCAACCAAUGCCAUACUUUGAUCGACCAUUCAUUCCAAGAAGGUCGAGCAAACAUCCAACUGCGCCACGAGAUCCCAAGUUUCACAUACCGCAACACAAAAAGAUCAGAUGCUGCAGUUCAUCUUCUUGUAGCGAAACUGCCUCUUACAUGAGCGAUUUCAGUUACCAGUUUCUCUAGUUUCUGGUUACACUUUUGUUGGUUAUGGUUCUUUCUUUAGAACUGAUGUGUAUGUUUCUAAAAUAAAGUCGAUAAAAUUAUUCAUCUUUGUGUACCAUAUACCUCGUUUGAUGUGAAGAAUACCAACCAACGAUCAAAGAUCCAUUCCUCCCCAA
Messenger RNA from Raphanus sativus (radish), 1841 nucleotides. Its product is annotated as microtubule-destabilizing protein 60. Gene Ontology annotation, molecular function: microtubule binding; protein kinase activator activity. Gene Ontology annotation, cellular component: mitotic spindle; nuclear microtubule. NCBI's taxonomy places the organism in Eukaryota, Viridiplantae, Streptophyta, Magnoliopsida, Brassicales, Brassicaceae. Gene Ontology annotation, biological process: activation of protein kinase activity; regulation of mitotic spindle organization; mitotic spindle assembly. Bases 145 to 1686 code for a protein of 513 amino acids. The record is from RefSeq and is a predicted model, not a curated record. The transcript is spliced from 8 exons.